GGCGAGGAAGAGGAUGACGGGUGGGAAGCGCGGCGGUGGCGGGAGGGGUCGGGAAAAGGGCGUUCGAGGUGACGGGAGUGUGGGAGGACACAGCUGAAGGAGCGCUGCUGCAUCCCCCCCUCCUCCCCGCAGCCGCCUGUCCCCCCGGGGACCCGUCUGUCCCCAGCCAGCCCGCGCUGGCACCGAGCACGGUUCCGGCUCCGUGUCCCUGCCGUGACACCACGCUGGGCGCUGGGCUGAGGAUUUUUUGGGGACCGCAAUCCCCAGGCUGGUGGGGAGCCGGGCAUCACCUCCAGGGCGAGCUGGGCACCGCGCUCUGGGGACAACACAGCAUCUCCGGCCACCAGGGGAAACUGAGGCAGAGCAUUUCCAGCCGCCAAGGGAAACUGAGGCAGCGAGCAGAGGCUGCCCACCGCUCCUGUCCCGUGUCACCGCAUCACCUGGCCGUCACCACGGCAGCCCGGCAGCGCGCUGGGGACGCCGGAGGGGCCCGGGCUGAGGGCAGGAGCCGCCGGGCGCUGCCAGCGCCUGGUGCAGAAUAACAAAAGCUCUCGCGGCCACCGCGCCCGGUGCUGGGCACAGGGGGGGAUCGGGGCUCCUUCCUCUGCUUCCCUCAGCUUCCUCACCUGCGCCGCGGUGGAGGCAGGAUCCGGCCUGCCCGGGACGGCGCUGAGCACCACAUGAGUGUCGGAGCAGCAUGGCCAGCGACGCGAGGAUGGGGGAGACCCCGGCGCGGUGGAGAAGAGCCCCGGAGGCAGCGCAGGACUCCCGGGGGAUGGAGAGCAGCGGGAUGCUUUUAUCCCGAAGCGCCGCUGCCGAGCUGGGACUCCAGGGCUACCCGGAGCCCGGCAAGCUGAGCUACGCCAUGGAGAAAGGAUGUCCCUGGAGGGGCUCCGAGGGAUGUCUGGGACCCGUCCGGGAGCUCGCCGGUGGCCGCCUGGGCUGUCCCUACCCACCGGCCCCGCCGUGCCUGCGGGACGCCCUGAGCCGCCCCAAGGACGGAGCCGAGCUCCCCCCGCUGCUGCACCCCCGGAACGGGCAGCCCAAGGCGGGCUGGGGGGAGCCCUGCAAGGAGCACCCGGGGCCGCGCUGGGCCGAGGCCGUGCUGGCCCCGCUGGCCCUCUACAGCCACGCGUACCACCGCUACCCCCUGCCCGUGCCUGGGCUGGACACGCCGCGCCCCGGCACCGCCGGCAAGCCCCGUAGCGCGGCGGGGGACGCGGCAGGAGACCCCCCGGCCUUCCACCAUUGCCCCUUCCUCGUGGAGGCCAAGCACAGCCCCUUCCUCCUGUCCUCGCUGCUGCCCAGCGGACCCCCGGCCGAGCCCCCGUUCGGCGGCGCGGGGGCGGAGGGGCCGGGCCCGGGGGGUGACGGGCGCUUCGCUGGCCUGGACUGGCGUUUGUGCUCCUACGCGCCCGCCUGGGGACAGCCCCUCUACCUGGGGGUCCCGCCGAGGUGCAAAGCGGCUCCGGCCCCCUUCGACGACUGCUCCAGCUCAGGGAACAAGGAGUUUUACGCCAAGAAAGGACCCGGGUUCCACCCCUCGACCAAGAACCACGCGGCGCCGCAGCUGCUGGGCAAGGGCCAAGCAGGGCACGACAGAGACGGGGAGGGGGAGCCGGCGGUGCCGGAGCUGCCGGGAGCCCCGUGGAGGGAUGGCCGGGCGGGGGGCAGCUCGGCGGUGCCUGCUCCCCAUCCCCGCACGCCUCCCCCCGGCGCCAGCCGCCCCCUGUUCCUCCUGCAGCCCGGCUCGGGGGGCUGCGGGGGGCCCUGGGUGGGCGCACAGCCCCACGGCGCCGAUUUUUCCAUGGACGCGGGGCCGGGCCGGCCCUCGGAGCCCAAAGAUGAGCGCCUGGGCUACAGAAGUGCACAGCCCGGCUCGCCCCCGGCAUGCGGGGAGCCCCAUCCCUCGUCUCUGCUGGCGGACGGGCACUACCCAGCGGCUCCGGCCAAGCCCGAGCCCCCCCCGGGCUGUCUCUGCCCCACCCCGGGCUGCGAUGGGUGCUCGGGGGUGGGCUGCGGGGUGCCCAACCCCUUCGAGCCCAGCCUGGGCAUGGCCGGGGGGCGUUUUCCGUGCCCCCCCAGCAACCACACCAAGCUGAAGAAGACGUGGCUGACGCGGCACUCGGAGCAGUCGCUGCCUCGCUCCAAAGCUUCCCGGCGGGACGGGGGUCCCGAGCCCCCCGGGGAGGGAAAGCGCUCGGCCAAACGCCCCCACGGCACUGCCGAUGGUCCCCGCCCCGCCGGCGAGGGCGCCGGGGCGGCCAAAAGGGGCACCAAGGCCACCGCGGGCCCGGGUGAUGGCACGGAGAGCGCGGGGGACGCCGAGGAGAGGAGGAUGGAGCUGGGAGAGGAAGAGCCGCCGAGCUGUGCGGGGGAGCCGUGGUGCCUGCAGAGCCUGCCCUGCACGGCGCUGCCCCCCAGCAUCCCCCGCUGCUGUGCCUGUGCCCCCCGCGCCGGGGGGGACCCCGAGGGCGAGGAUGAGGAGGAGGAGCCCCCCGAGAGCACCUGCAGGCUGCUGCACUUCCGCAGGUUCGCCCUGGGGGACAGCGGCGAGCUGAGCGUCGAUGGCCUCUGCACCUUGGGGGAGGCCGAGGGGGAAGCGGCCGUCCCUGAUCCGGGGGUCAGGAAUGUGGGGAGCAGGAGCGUGGGGAGCAGCCUCUGCCUGGCCAAGUACCUGCUGGGGGUCCUGGGGGACCCUUUCUGCACCGCCGUCCGCAGGGACAGGGACACGUGGCCGGGAGCCCCCGGCGGGCCCGAGGCAGGGGUGACAGGCUGGAGGCGGGGGGAAGGAGCCCCCCAGCUCUGUGACGCCUGCCAGCGUGGCUUCUUCAACUCCCACUGGAGCUGCGCCAGAUGUGGCUUCCAGCUGUGCCCCGAGUGCCACCGCAGCCGGCGGGAGGAGAGUGGCCCUGAGGGUCCGGCGCUGCCACCGGAGUGCGCCCCCGGGCGGGACCACCACGUGUCAUCGCUGGUCCCCACGCAGUUCGUCCCCACCUGUGUCCUGACCCGGCUCUGGAAGCUCCUGCACCAGGUCAGGGUCAAGUUUGGCAUCGAGUCGCACUGUCCCUGCGGGGCGGGGGCCGCGGAGCCGAGCCUGGCGGAGCCCCCGGACAGGCAGGAACCGCCGGGGGCCGCGGUGCCCACCCUGCCCCCCCGCAGCCACGGCCCCGCAGACCCCGCCCGGCCCAUCAAGGAAGAGAGCCCCGAGGGGGGCCCGCCGUCCCCGGGGCAGCCCCCGGCGCGGGUGGGGGGCGUGCAGAGCACGACCCUCUGCGACCUGCUGGCCUCCACCGCCGUGAAGCUGUGCCUGGGGCAGGACGGGGUGCGCAUGGCCUUCGCCCCCGUGGCACCGGCGCUGCCCAACGACAAUCGCCUGACCAGCAUCCUGGACAGCAUCAUCGCCCGCGUGGUGGAGAAGAAGAUCCAGGAGAGGCAGGUAGGGGCCGAGCUGAGCCCCCCCGGCUGCCCGGACCCCCCCGCAUCCCACUGCAUCCUGGCCCCCAGCGGGCUGCUCUGGCUGCACGACCCCGGCCACGCCAGCAACUACAAACUGUUCCAGGAGCACUGGAGGCAGGGCCAGCCUGUGCUGGUUUCAGGGCUGCAGAAGAGGCUGGAGCCGCGGCUGUGGGCGCCCGAAUCCUUCCAGCCCCCGGGGCAGGAGGAGGAGGAGGUGGAGGCGGUGAACCUGCGGGCACCGCGGAGCAGAGUCCGGAUGAGCAGCCGGCAAUUUUGGGAUGGCUUUGCCGCCAGCACAGCAUCCCCCGAGCAGGAGCAGAGCAGCGGGGACCUGCUGAAGCUGGAGCGUGGCCUUGGGGACACGGAGCUGAGCCGGGCCACCAACCUGCAGGCCAGCCUGCCCCUGCCCGAGUACUGCGCGGCCAGCGGCCGCCUCAACCUGGCCAGCUACCUGCGGAGCCAGCGGGGCCGGCGCUGGCUCCGCCCGCGCGUCUGCGUGGCCUACGGCGCGCGUCCGCAGCAGCGGAACUUCGGGACCAAAGCCCUGACGGUGGAAGCGGCCGAUUCCAUCAGCGUCCUGGCGCACGCAGCGCCGGCUCCGCGGGAGCUGCCGCUGCCAGCGGACACGGAGGAGCUGGAGGCGCCGCUGCGGGCGCGGCUCGGGGCGGGCGGGCGGCCCGGCGCCCUGUGGCACAUCUACCGCGCCGAGGACGCCGCGCGGAUCCGCGAAUUCCUGCUCAAGGCGGAGCAGGAGCCGGGGCAGGAGGGGGCGGCCCCGGCGGAGCCCCCCGGCCGCUACCUGGACCCCGGCCUGCGGCGGCGGCUGCGGGACGAGUGCGGCGUGAGCGGCUGGAGCCUCCUGCAGCUCCCGGGGGACGCCGUGCUGGUCCCCGCCGGGGCUCCCCACCAGGUGCAGAGCCUCGGCGGCACCAUCAGCGUGGAGCAGCAAUUCCUGUCCCCGGAGAGCGCCGUGCGCCUCCGGCACCUCGGCACCGGCCCCGCAGGGACCCCGCGCCAGCUCCGCGCCCAGCUGGACGGGAUGAUCUUCGCCGCCGUGAGGGAGGCACUGGGGGUCCUGCGGGGCUGCCAGUGAGGGCACGGAGCGACGGGAGGACACCGGGAGCCUCGGGCACGGUCACAGCCACUGCCGGGACACCGGGAGCCUCGGGCAUGGGCACAGCCGGGACACCGGGAGCC
Pyrgilauda ruficollis (rufous-necked snowfinch) is the source of this 4656-nucleotide messenger RNA. RefSeq names its product HR lysine demethylase and nuclear receptor corepressor (gene HR). The coding region runs from base 698 to 4552 and encodes 1284 amino acids. Gene Ontology annotation, cellular component: histone deacetylase complex; chromatin. Gene Ontology annotation, molecular function: chromatin DNA binding; transcription coregulator activity; histone H3K9 demethylase activity. The transcript has 20 exons. Gene Ontology annotation, biological process: regulation of transcription by RNA polymerase II. The record is from RefSeq and is a predicted model, not a curated record. NCBI's taxonomy places the organism in Eukaryota, Metazoa, Chordata, Aves, Passeriformes, Passeridae.